GCUGCCACGUACAGGUUCCCGGGCGGCAGCAAAAUUUUGUCGCCACUGGCUCUUUCCUUCUUGUUUCCUGGUAACUUUUUUUUUUUUGGGUAUAAUGUUUCCAGGAAACUUCAGUACUCCGCCUUUAUGAAUAUCCAUCAAACUUGUUGAAUUCCAUGCAUAUGGCAUCCUUCCUUGGUAUAAAUUAUAAUUGCGUUCCUUCUUUUCCACAUUGUAGGUUACGCAGUUGGAGGGAGUGAUUCAUUUCGCCAACCAAUCAAGCUGAUCGUAAGGGGCUUAAUACUGGAGGAUUCUUAAUCUAAGGGUAUAUAUGGAUGCUGAGUGUUGAAAAUAUAUCCCAUCUGAAGAAGUGGUAUGUUCAAUCAUUCUUAGGGAAAGGUUGCAAUUGAGGAGGUGAUAUCAUGUCGACGACAUCCAUAGUGUCAGCUGUUCCUGAGCAUACUCCAACCAUUCUGUCAUGCUUCCCAGCUCGAGUGACUUCACCUUCACCACAGGGACCAUCAACCUCCAAGGAAGCAAAAUCGCAACAUACCCCUCCAACAAAAUACGUGCCUCUGUACAAAGCUGCGUUAAAAGGUGAUUGGGCUACUGCAAAGAUGUUCCUGAUAUGCAAUCCAGGUGCAGAUAGAGCUCCAAUUACAGAUGGUCAUGAGACAGCUCUUCACAUUGCAGCAGGAGCAAGACGAGUUGAGUUUGUGGAGGAGUUAGUGAAAUGGAUGCAACCACAUGAUCUUGUACUGAAAAACAAAUUUGAUAAUACAGCACUGUGUUUUGCGGCUGCAUCUGGAAUCACUCAAAUUGCAAAGGUGAUGGUAGCAAAGAAUCCAACUUUACUGGCGGUUCGAGGUUGUAAACGAAUGACACCACUGAAUAUUUCUGCUUUACUAGGCAAUCGAGACAUGGUGUGGUAUCUUUACUCUGCAACAGGGGACUCUGUUCUUACAGAGGAGGAUAGAAUUUCUCUGCUUAUCGCAACCAUUACUACAAAUUUGUUUGAUGUAGCGUUGGACCUCCUAAAUAAGUAUCCUUCGUUAGCAAUUGCUCGAGAUGGAAAUGGGGAGACUGCUCUGCAUGCGUUGGCUCGGAAGCCCUCUGCUUUUGCCAGUGGAUGCAAUUUUGGUGUUUGGCAAAGAUUUAUCUACUUGUGUGAUCAUGUGGAAGUUUCUAACAUUGCAAGAGAUGAGAAGGACCAACAAGUUGCUCGAGGUUUCCUUACUCCUGCAGUUCAGUGCUUGAAUGGAUUGCUUUGGAAAACCUUGAAUUUACUAGUCCCAAGUGUCAUGCUGGUUCAUGAUACAAAGGUGAUGAACAUCCAAGCCCUAGAAGUGGUGAAGUUCAUUUGGAAUGAGAUCUUAUUAUUGAAGAGUUGGCAGAUAUCAUCCAUACUUGCAGAGCCUUCAAGACCACUAUUCACUGCUGCAGAGUUGGGUAUUGUUGAAUUCAUAACUGUGCUUAUUCAAUCUUAUCCUGAUCUAAUUUGGAAAAUCGACGAUGAGAGUAGAAGCAUAUUUCAUACAGCAGUUGCAUAUCGUCAAGAAAAGAUUUUCAACCUCAUCUAUGAUAUUGGUGCACUCAAGGAUUUAAUAGCAUCCUAUGUUGAUUCUAAUGGCAAUAAUAUGCUACAUUUGGCUGCAACACUAGCUCCUUCAUCUCGACUCAAUACAAUCUCUGGUGCUGCCCUUCAAAUGCAAAGAGAGUAUCAAUGGUUCAAGGAAGUGGAAAAGAUUGUUCUACCUCUUUACACAGAAACAAAAAACUUGGAGGUGAGAACACCAGCUAUGAUGUUCACAGAGGAGCAUGCAAAUCUGGUUAAACAAGGGGAGAAGUGGAUGAAGAAUACUGCAUCAUCAUGCAUGGUGGUAGCCACACUCAUCGCAACAGUGGUGUUUGCUGCAGCCUUUACCGUACCAGGUGGAAAUAAUAAUACCAAUGGCACUCCUAUUUUUAUAGAAGCCAAAUCCUUCAUGGUUUUUGCCAUAUCAGAUGCAUUGGCACUUUUCUCUUCGGCUACUUCAGUUCUGAUGUUUCUAUCUAUUCUUACCUCACGCUACGCUGAAGAAGAUUUUGCCAAGUCCUUACCAAAACGAAUGACGAUUGGGCUUGCAACACUGUUUGUUUCUAUAGCGACCAUGAUGAUAGCCUUCAGUGCAACACUUGCUAUUGUUCUUGACAGUAGGAUGACAUGGGUUGCGAUUCCAAUUGCUUUAUUUGCUUGUGUACCAGUUACAGUAUUCGCUUUGCUACAAUUUCCCCUUUUCAUUGAUAUGAUUCGUUCUACAUAUGGGUUUGGAGUCUUUAAACGAUCGGCCAAACCCAUGCUUUAUUAGCUCGUUUAGACCCAUAAUACUGUAAAUUAAUUUUUUUUUCAUAUAUAAUGGAAUUGAUCUUAUCACUAUUGCA
This is a messenger RNA of Macadamia integrifolia, 2400 nucleotides long. RefSeq lists its product as uncharacterized. The record is from RefSeq and is a predicted model, not a curated record. Gene Ontology annotation, molecular function: protein binding. NCBI's taxonomy places the organism in Eukaryota, Viridiplantae, Streptophyta, Magnoliopsida, Proteales, Proteaceae. Bases 402 to 2327 code for a protein of 641 amino acids. The transcript is spliced from 9 exons.